This is a messenger RNA of Dendroctonus ponderosae (mountain pine beetle), 548 nucleotides long. RefSeq names its product programmed cell death protein 5 (gene PDCD-5). Lineage: Eukaryota; Metazoa; Arthropoda; Insecta; Coleoptera; Curculionidae. The coding region runs from base 116 to 508 and encodes 130 amino acids. The transcript has 3 exons. Gene Ontology annotation, molecular function: DNA binding. Gene Ontology annotation, cellular component: cytosol; nucleus. The record is from RefSeq and is a predicted model, not a curated record.
UGGCAACUGCGCCCGAUUGAAAUCCAUUGGCGCAGUGCGCAGACCAUAACCUCCAGCAAUAGUGAUUAGUGACAGGUCGUAAAGGUGAAAAUAGGCCCCAUUUGCCGUUGGAACAAUGGGGGAUUCCGAGCUGGAAGAGUUGCGGAGGCGGCGCUUGGCCGAGAUGCAGGCCAAAUAUCAGGGCGGGCAAACGGAGCCGGGGGCGCAGCGCGCCCAGGAGCAAAAAGCCAAGGAGCAGGAGGAGGUGAAGAACUCGAUCCUGUCGCAGGUGCUGGACCAGAACGCCAGGGCUCGAUUGAACACGCUGAUGCUGGGCAAGCCCGAAAAGGGCCAGAUGGUGCAGGCGAUGCUGCUGCGGAUGGCGCAGUCCGGCCAGAUUGGCGCCCGCAUCGGCGAGAAGGAGCUGAUCGGGCUGCUGGAGAACGUGAGCGCCCAAACGCGCAGCAAAACCACCGUCAAGUUCGAUAGGAGACGGGCGGCCCUCGACUCGGACGAUGAUGAUUUUUAGGCCGAUAUGGCAUGAAUAAAUGCAUUUUUUAGAAAAUAAA